Molecule: messenger RNA, 1064 nt
Organism: Pteropus alecto (black flying fox)
Lineage: Eukaryota; Metazoa; Chordata; Mammalia; Chiroptera; Pteropodidae
Product: centrin-4
Exons: 5
Coding region: 127-633 (168 amino acids)
Biological process (GO): mitotic cell cycle; nucleotide-excision repair; centriole replication
Cellular component (GO): centriole; centrosome
Molecular function (GO): calcium ion binding
Source: RefSeq, a predicted model, not a curated record
GGGCGGGGCUGCAAUUGGCCCGCGAGAGCGGCCUUAGCAACGGCUGGGGAGCGGUGAGGCUGCGGUUGGUCUGCACGACCCGCGGUUGAGGACUGGGGCUCCCGGCUGAGGGCGCCGGUGGGCGACAUGGCAUCCAACUGCCGCACAAGUUCAGACCAAUGGAAGAAAAGGGCAGCAAAAGUCGAAUUGAAUGAAACCCAAAAACAAGAAAUUAAAGAGGCCUUUGAUUUAUUUGAUGUUGAUGGGUCUGGAACCAUAGAUGUGAAAGAACUGAAGGUUGCAAUGCGGGCCUUGGGAUUUGAACCAAAGAAAGAAGAAAUUAAAAAAUUGAUAGCUGAAAUCGACAAAGGAGGAACUGGCGCCAUUAGUUUUGAAGACUUUUUCGCCAUAAUGAGUGUAAAAAUGACUGAAAAGGAUGAAAAGGAAGAAAUACUGAAGGCUUUCAAAUUAUUCGAUGAUGACGAUACUGGAAGCAUAACAUUAAACAAUAUCAAGAGAGUUGCUAAGGAACUAGGGGAAAAUUUAACUGAUGAUGAGCUUCAGGAAAUGCUUGAUGAAGCUGAUCGUGAUGGAGAUGGAGAAAUAAAUGAGGAAGAAUUUUUGAGAAUGAUGCAAAAGACCAGUCUUUAUUAAUAUUGUGUUUCUGUUCCUGCUUAGAAUUAACAAAUUUGUGUUUGUUGUACAGUUCCAUAAGAUCUGAACAUUCAUUUUCAAUUUUCAGUUUAUAUGCACCAGUUGGUCUUCAUGUCUAAUUCAUGUGAGAAGUUAAAUGUUUCUACUAAUAUGUUGUUAAAUCUACAACAUCAAGAAAGAAAAUGUAAUGACUUCCUUGAACCAUGAAUCCAAGAACAGUAUUAAUUUCAACUGCUAUUUUUUGAGCCCGGAGUCCAAGGACUUAAGAGUUUCCUUUAAGUUUAAUGAAGUUGGCCCACGUGCAAAUGAAUUUGGCAAACAAGCCAUUACCUUCCCUAUUAUUUUCCUUUUGUACAACGCUUUAAAAACAGAUGAACAUUUGCUUUUUCUUCAGUUAUUCAGAUAAAUAAAGUAUUAAACAAAACUGGUAA